ACCAGAAAGGAGCAGGCAGGCAGGAGGGUCUGAACCCCUCGGGUCCUCCAGCCAUGAGGCUCCUCUGGGGUCUGAUCUGGGCAUCUGGCUUCUUCGCCUUGUCUCUGCAGAAGCCCAGGUUGCUCCUGUUUUCUCCUUCUGUGGUUCGCAUAGGGGUCCCCCUGUCUGUGGCCGUGAAACUCCAGGAUGCUCCUUCAGGACAGGUGGUGAGAGGAUCCGUGUUCCUGAGGAACCCAUCCCACGUUAAUGAGCUCUGCUCCCCGAAGUUGGAUUUAAGCCUCAGCGCAGACUUCAUACUCCUCAACCUCCCGAUCCCCCAGGAACGGGCCAGGAUCUGUCGCCUCCAUCUCCUCCGCGGAGCCCCCGAGGUCCAGCUGAUGGUGCAGUCAUCAUGGCUAAGGGACUCUCUGUCCAAACAGACAGACAUGCAGGGUGUCAACCUGCUGUUCUCCUCUCGCCUUGGGCACCUCUUUCUGCAGACUGACCAGCCCGUUUAUAACCCUGGCCAGCGGGUUCUCUACCGAGUCUUUGCUCUGGAUCAGAAGAUGCACCUGGCCACUGACAUCCUCAUGGUUACGGUGGAGAACUCUCAAGGCUUCCGCGUGCAGAAAAGGGAAGUGGUUGCUCCCUCCUCCAUCUUCCAGGACAACUUUGUGAUCCCAGACAUCUCAGAGCCAGUGACGUGAAAAAUUUCAGCCCAAUUUUCUCACAGCCUGGAUUCCAAUAGCAGCACCCAGUUUGAGGUGAAGAAAUAUGUUCUUCCCAACUUUGAGGUGAAGAUCAUUCCUGAAAACCCCUGCAUCCUGACGACACCUGGCUUUCUUAGUGACAUCCAAGUGAUCAUCCAGGCCAGGUACAUCUACGGGAAGCCAGUGCAGGGGGUGGCAUAUGUGCGCUUUGGGCUCCUGGGUGAGGAUGGCGAAAAGACUUUCCUGCGGGGCCUGGAGAGUCAGACCAAGCUGGUGGAUGGCCAGUGCCAAAUUUCCCUCCAAAAGGCUGAGUUUCAGGGUGUGCUAGAGAAGCUUCAUAUUAGCAUUAAUGACCUCCCAGGACUGUGCCUCUAUAUCGCGGCAGCUGUUAUUGAGUCUCCAGGUGAGAAGAAAGAUGAAGGAGCAGAGCUCACAUCCUCGCAUUUCGUGUCAUCUCCUUUCUCCUUGUAUCUAAGCAAAACCAAGCAGCAGCUUAUACCUGGGGUCCCCUUCCUGCUGCAGGCCCUGGUCUGUGACAUGUCAGGCUCCCCAGCCUCUGGCAUCCCCGUCAAAGUGUCUGCUAAGUUGUUUUCUGGAUCGACUUCUAAAAACGAAGACUUUGAACGGAACACAGAUGGGAGCGGCCAAGUCAUUGUUUCCAUUGGUGUUCCUCCGACCAUCUCAGAAGUGCAGCUCUCAGUGUCUGCAGGCUCCCCACACCCUGCUGUAGGCCGUCUCACCGUGAAAGCCCCCCUGUCCAGAAGCUCUGGGUUUCUGUCCAUUGAGUGGCAGAAUCCUCGACCUCUUAAAGUUGGAGAGACCCUUAACCUAAACCUGCAGGCCGUGGGCAUCAGUGGGAGCUUCUCACACUUCUACUACAUGAUCCUGUCCCGGGGCCAGAUCGUGUCUGUCCAUCGAGAGCCCAGGAGACACCUGACCUCCAUCUCCGUGUUUGUGGACCAUCACCUGGUGCCCUACUUCCACCUCAUGGCCUUCUACUAUCAUGUGGGUGUCCCGGUGGCCAACUCCCUGCGAGUGGAUGUCCAGGCUGGAACCUGUGAGGGGAAGCUGGAGCUGAACGUGGACAGUUCCAAGGCGUAUCGUCCUGGGGACACUGUAAAACUCACCCUGCAAACAGAGUCUCGAGCCCUGGUGGCCCUGGGAGCUGUGGACACGGCACUGUAUGCUGUGGGUGGCAAGUCCCACAAACCCCUCGACAUGGUCAAGGUCUUCAAAGCUAUGAACAGCUAUAACCUUGGCUGUGGUCCUGGUGGAGGAGAUAGUGCCCCACAAGUGUUCAAGGCAGCUGGUCUGGCCUUUUCUGAUGGUGACCAUCGGACUGAAAUCAGAAAAAGUGAGGACAGAGGAGGAAGGGGAGUGGGUAGUGGGAAGAAAAAGAAGGGCGUGUUCCAUGAAUUCCACAUGCACCUCCGCCUGCCGCACUCUGUCCGCUGCUUUGAGCAGCUCUCACCAGUCCUCUACAACUACCUGGAUAGAGAUCUGACCGUGAGCGUCCACAUGUCCCCAGUGGAGGGGCUGUGCCUGGCCGGGGGCGGAGGGCUCGCCCAGCAGGUGCAGGUGCCCGCAGGUUCUGCCCGGCCCGUUGGCUCCUCUGUGGUGCCCAUCACAGCUGCUGCCGUGUCCCUGAAGGUGGUGGCUCGAGGAUCCUUAGAUUUCCCUGUGGGGGAUGCAAUAUCUAAGAUUCUACAUGUCGAGAGAGAAGGGGCCAUUCACAGGGAGGAGAUGGUCUAUGAACUCAACCCCCUGGACCCCCGAGGCCGGACCUUGGAAAUUCCUGGCAACUCUGAUCCCAAUAUUAUCCCUGAAGGAGAUUUCAAGAGUGUCGUCAGAGUCACAGCCUCGGAUCCGCUGGAAGCUUUGGGCUCUGAGGGGGCCUUGUCACCAGGAGGCGUGGCCUCCCUCCUGAGGCUUCCCCAAGGCUGCGGGGAACAAACCAUGACCCUGUUGGCUCCAACACUGGCUGCUUCCCGCUACCUGGACAAGACCGAGCAGUGGAGCAUGCUGCCCCCUGAGACCAAGGACCGCGCCGUGGAUCUCAUCCAGAAAGGCUACAUGCGGAUCCAGGAGUUUCGAAAAAGAGAUGGUUCCUAUGGGGCUUGGUUACAUCGGGACAGUAGCACCUGGCUCACGGCCUUUGUGCUGAAGAUACUGAGCUUGGCCCAGGAUCAGGUAGGCGGCUCUCCAGAAAAGCUGCAGGAGACGGCCAUGUGGCUGCUGUCGCAGCAACAGGAUGAUGGCUCAUUCCACGACCCCUGUCCUGUUAUCCACAGGGAGAUGCAGGGAGGCUUAGUGGGAAGCAAUGAGACUGUGGCGCUCACAGCCUUCGUGGUCAUCGCCCUUCACCACGGGCUGGCAGUCUUCCCAGACAAGAAUUCAGAGCAGUUGAGGAGAGUGGAAAAUUCCAUCUCAAGAGCAAACACCUUCUUGGGGGCGAAAGAAACUUCUGGGCUCCUGGGCUCCCAUGCCUCCGCCAUCACGGCCUAUGCCCUGUCGCUGACUGAGGCCCCCAAGGACCUGCAGAGUGUUGCCCACAACAACCUCAUGGCCAUGGCCCAGGACAUUGGUGAUAAGCUGUACUGGGGCUCAGUCACCACUUCUCCAAGCAACGUCCUGUCACCCACUCUGGCUCCUCGCAGCCCAGCAGACCCCAUUCCCCAGGUUCCAGCCAUGUCUAUUGAAACCACGGCCUAUGGCCUGUUACACCUGCUGCUAUGGGAGGGCAAGGCUGAAUUGGCUGACCAGGCUGCAUCCUGGCUGAGCCGCCAGGGCAGCUUCCAAGGGGGAUUCCGAAGCACCCAGGACACUGUUAUGGCUCUAGAUGCCCUGUCUGCAUACUGGAUCGCGUCCCACACCACUGAGGAGAAGGGGCUCAACGUGACCCUCAGCUCCUUGGGCCGCAGUGGGCUCAAGUCCCACGUGUUACAGCUGACUAAUCACCAAGUUCACAGGCUGGAGGAGGAGCUGCAGUUUUCCCUGGGAAGCAAGAUUAACGUGGAGGUGGGAGGAAACAGCAAAGGAACGUUGAAGGUUCUUCGCAGCUACAAUGUCAUGGACAUGACGAACACGACCUGCCAGGAUCUUCAGAUUGAAGUGACGGUCAUGGGCCACGUCGAGUACAUGAUGGAGGCUGAGGAGGACUACCAGGAAUACGAGUAUGAGGACUCUCCAGCGGGGGAUGACCCCAAGGCCCACUCCCAGCCCGUGACACCCCUAAACCUGUUUGAGAAGUGGAGGAACUGCUGUAAAACAGAUGCCGCCAAGGUGGCUAAGGAACUGGAAUCCAGGGUGCAUCCAGUAAACCCUGGGGUGGCUCUGGGCCUGUGGGUGCUGCUGGGAUGAGAGAGGGACGCAGGG
Odocoileus virginianus texanus is the source of this 4064-nucleotide messenger RNA. The record is from RefSeq and is a predicted model, not a curated record. Lineage: Eukaryota; Metazoa; Chordata; Mammalia; Artiodactyla; Cervidae.